Seriola dumerili (greater amberjack) is the source of this 5362-nucleotide messenger RNA. RefSeq names its product zinc finger DHHC-type containing 8 (gene zdhhc8b). The record is from RefSeq and is a predicted model, not a curated record. The transcript has 11 exons. Gene Ontology annotation, molecular function: palmitoyltransferase activity. Gene Ontology annotation, biological process: protein palmitoylation. NCBI's taxonomy places the organism in Eukaryota, Metazoa, Chordata, Actinopteri, Carangiformes, Carangidae. The coding region runs from base 207 to 2504 and encodes 765 amino acids.
AUUGUAAGGGUGGGAUUUCCAGGCUUUCACAGAGCUCUAUGUAUUCCUGCCUCUCUAUCUUAGGAUCUAUGCGGCUUCAACGAUAGCAAAGACGGACUGGUUGUACCUUUCAUAGCCAAACAACGGCCACUAUACUGGACACUGGAUCAUUUUUCUACAUGCGUCUCCAAUCGGAAUAAAUAAUUGAGGAAUGUGGAAAUUACAGAAUGCCCAACAGCGCUGGAAAGAGAUUUAAACCCACCAAAUACAUCCCAGUGUCCACUGCUGCCACACUCCUUGUGGGUUCGACCACUUUAUUUUUCGUUUUCACGUGCCCCUGGUUGACGAAGGUGAUCUCCCCCGCUGUGCCUCUCUACAAUGGCCUGGUCUUCCUCUUUGUGUUGGCCAACUUCAGCAUGGCAACCUUCAUGGACCCUGGUGUUUACCCCAGAGCGGACGAGGACGAGGACAAGGACGAUGAUUUCCGAGCGCCGCUCUACAAGAACGUGGAGAUCAAGGGUAUUCAGGUCCGGAUGAAGUGGUGCGCCACCUGCCACUUCUACAGGCCGCCUCGCUGCUCGCACUGCAGCGUCUGUGACAACUGUGUGGAGGACUUUGACCACCACUGUCCCUGGGUGAACAACUGCAUCGGACGGAGGAACUACCGCUACUUCUUCCUUUUCCUGCUGUCGCUGAGCAUCCACAUGAUGGGAGUCUUUUCCUUCGGCCUCAUCUUUGUGCUCCACCACCGAGAGAAGCUGGGAGCGCUGCACACCACUGUCACACUGGUGGUGAUGUGUAUAGCAGGGCUUUUCUUCAUUCCAGUCAUGGGACUCACAGGUUUCCAUAUGGUGCUCGUGGCUCGAGGGCGAACAACCAAUGAACAGGUGACGGGCAAGUUUCGUGGGGGAGUAAAUCCCUUCACCAAGGGUUGCUGUGGCAACGUGGAGUACGUCUUAUGUAGUCCUCUGGCACCUAGGUACAUGCUGGACCCCAGGAAAAAACCCCACAUCAAAAUUCAGCCCCCAUUCAUCAGACCAGACCUCUCAGAAAGGCAAAUAACCAUUAAGAUCAGUGACAACGGCGUCCAUGGCACCAUCAUCAGCUCUAAGUCCAAAAGCAGCCUGGAUGGCCUGGAUGACAAAGAAACCCAGCCGCCGCUGCCACCUAAAGCUGACAGGUACAACCAGCUGAAGAGCCAGCUGACCUCCAGUGAAGAUGGUUCCCUUUCUGGUAAAACCCACCCCUCCACUCCAGCCAUGUACAAAUUCAGGCCGUCCUUUGGCACCAUGCCGAAAGUCCACUACCACACUGCCGGAGAGAAGAUUAUCAUGCCAGAUGACCGGAAAACAUCAGCCAUCUUGGAAGAGGGUGUUCGUGGUCACGACUACCGAUCUGAGCCCAACCUGGACCUGCCAGAGUACACCAAUGCUCCCCUCCACCGAACUUUCCAGUCCUCUCCCCUCCAGCUGGACUCUGACCCCAUCAACUCUCGCUCUCUCAGCCUGAAGCAGGGUCACCGCCGACCGGAGAAAGGCCAGCUCCCGGCCCUGCAUCCGCAUACAGUAACAUCCACCCCCUACAAGAGUGUCUUCUCACCCAACACGCUCUCCAACCGUAAUGGUAGCCUGUCCUAUGACAGCCUGCUAAACCCCAGCAUCUCCCCAGCCACUGCCAGCGAGUGCAUGGCCCAUCGUGGUAUGCCCACCAUGGGGUUCCACUCGCCCUACCUGCCCACCAAAAUGUGCCACAUCCGGGAACCUGAAAUGCAGAGGCAGCAGGUUGCCCCUGCCUACAGUCCAGUGAUGCCACCCAGAGGAGUGGGCAGGCAAUCCCCUCACCUUAGGGACAGGGACCCAUCCCCGGUGCGCUAUGACAACCUCUCCCAGACCAUCAUGGCCUCCAUCCAGGAGCGAAAGGAGAUGGAGGAGAGGGAGAAGCGGCAGAUGCUGCACGGGCGCUCCCAGACCCACAUUUAUGCCCAGGACUCUGGCAUGUUUGAUGGCGGCUAUGGCCUACCCCCCAAUGCUUGCUAUCCAGAUGGGCCUCGCGGCCCCGGCUCCAGAGGCCCAACACCCCCAGCCUAUGGAGGCUCCAGGGACAACCUGAUGGGGGUCGGGGUGGUGAGCUACGGCCAGCGAACCCCUGUGUUGCGCCAUGCCGGCUCCACGCUGGGCCGCGCCCCUAGGACUUCAUCCACCUCCUUGCACACAGAUCACAGUAGCUCUAACAGCAGCCAGACCAGGGCCUCAGGCCUUGAGGGCCCCUAUCGCUCCCCGGCUCACCAGCCCCACUCCCCUGCUAUGCCCCGAUCCCCCUCCUACUCUCAUCAGAAACUCUCCUACAUCAGUGCCCUUGAGAGGACAGACUCACCUCGUCUGGGGGGCCCAAGAGAGGCCAUGAAAGUUAAUGGGCAGAUGGACUGCCACCCCAGCACCCAGGGUGUCACCCUCAGCCCCAGUCGCCACAGUAACGUCAAAAAGGUGACAGGCGUAGGAGGCACCACGUAUGAGAUAUCUGUGUGAGCAGGGACACUGCAUCCACCUCCAACAACAACGGCCACCCUGCUACAAAGAGAUUGUCUCCUCUUAUUUCUUUUGAAGUCUAGAUAACGACCAGUCGGGGGCACACAGCGCUGCCUGUUUUUGGACUCAAUGUCCAAUCAGAGGCUCUGUCUGCUCCUGUGUAGGUCUGUCUAGCCAAAUGCCCGUGUGUGUUUGUACCUGAGGGAUUGGUUGUCAGUUGAUACCGCUGUAGUCUGUACUGUAUGUGUGAGGAGUGUCUUGUCCUAAACAUCUUUGUGGCUCAUCAUCUUGGUUGUAAGAGUGGACCGUCCAACAAGAUCGUCAAAUGUUAUUACUGUUGUCUCUCAGAUGUGGUCACGAAGCGUACGUUGUUGAAAAUGUCACACAAACUUUGCUCCAAGAAGCGCUGACGGAAACAAAAACACUACAGACGAAUCAAACACUGACAUCCUCGCUGUGGACUUCUGUGAGAAGAGAUUAAUGUCAAUUCACCUCAAGAAGUCAAGGUGCUUCACAUUAACCCGUUCUGCUCAUGUCAUCUCCAGCAUAUGUGGUGGAGCCGUACAGCUUUGGGAAGUGAUGGAGGACAGAUCAGUUAGGUUUAACCUGAGUACAGGAAACGCAACCCGAGUGAGACGAGGAGCUGGGAGAGGGGAUAUCGAGGGGAAUUUCAUCGGAUCAUGUCUGGUGGUUGCAUUCCAAAUUCAUUGAGAAAGGCUUUGCUUUUAAUUCAAAGUAAAACAAACUGCAACUACAUCUUUGUGAAAAAGAAUUUUCUCAGGAAUGAAUGCAAGCAGCGGAGAUGUUAGGCGAUAUGAAUUCAUGAAUCAUGAAUGUCUGCUUCUUUGUCUCAGUCUAGUGCAGAUAUUUAGGGCUUGAGUAUAGCUUAGCCCCCUUUAUUCCCUUCAUGAAGGUGCAGUUCAUCAUCAUAAGCUUCUGUUUGUUUUAGUCAAGUUCAGUUAGGUGAGUUCAACAUAAUCCAUGACACAAGAGCUGGGCUGAUACAUGUGAGCUCUGAAAGAUCAGAAUACCUCAUCCCAACGGUUCUCACAUAGUUCAGAGCGAGUCCAGCCUUGCACUACCAAAACAACUUUUCUGUUAAUGUGUUUUGUUUGUAAUUUAUGUUUGUGUUAUAAUCAUAGGAUUCGAAGGGUGAAGAAAAACAAGCCAUUGUCCCAUGUGGUAAAAUGAAGAUAACUGGUCACCCAUUCAUUAUUUUGUAGUUUUUUUUUUAAUCGGUUUGUUUCCUUUUUAUAUACCCAACCUUUCAAAAAACUAUGUUUGAUACAUCUUUUUUAUACAGAUACUUAACCCUGGAAUGGAUGUUUUAUUUUGAGUGGAGUUUUUUUUGUUGAUAAAUUAUAUAUACAUAUAAAUAAAUGAGAUCAUGAAUAAUGGGUAAAAUCUAUAAAGUAAAUAUAGCUUGUUCUACCUUGCAGUGUAAAAAAAAUAAAAAAGAAAGAUGAAAUGUAAUUAGCUGAUAUGUGAUUUUGAGGAAGUGAAAUAUUAAAGUCACCAUCUUUGACUAGUGAACAGUCACAUGGUCCACACUGCACUGCCAACAAGUGCUGUACACAAGUGAAGGAUUGGGCUUUCAGUAGAAGCAGCCUUGAGAUUUCAGUGCCAAAAGUGGCGACACACCCCCCUUAUUUCUCAAAGACAGCAAACAGGUGACAUCGCUACUAUGUGCAGCAGCUGUCUGGUACAGCUUCAGUAUUAUGCGCCACUCAGACUUACAAUGGAACUUUUUUUGUUUGUUUUUUUGCUGUUAAUUAAAAAAAAAGUAUGAUAACACUUAUUACUUUUGACCAUAAAAAAAUGAACUGAUAAUAUCUAAGUUGAAGAUUUUUAUUAAUAUUUUGCACCAACUGAAUAUGUUGAAACAUGUCAGAAUUGACUUUGAUGUUAAGCAGUAGAUUUGGUCCCGCUACAUUUGCAUUAAGAAUAAACCAGAUGCCUUUGGAGAGGAAAAGCGAUUUCAUGCACAAUGAAAUGUGGCUGGUUAAAACAUUGUUGUACAUUAAGGGAAAAUCAACGUUUUCUAUUGAGCAACAAACGGCAGGAGUGACAUAACUCUGGGUAGACUUUAAAAUUUUGACAACAGAAAGUUGUGGAAGGACAGCCAAUGUACAAAGUGAUACCUGUUCAUCUUAAUUAUGAAAUUACAUUACUUUUUACAGGAUUUUUUUUUUCCUGCUUUCUGAUAUAUUCAUAGUUUCCUUUCUCCAGAGAUCAGUGUAUAGGCUGGUAGCUGUGGUGGAGUCUUGCUUUCUGACGAGGUUGGAUGUUACCGAAACUGGCUGUAGUUACAACCUUCUGAUUAGUAUGAUCUCCCUUUCAAGGUCUCACCCAGCUGCCUUACCAUGAACACAGUGAUGUGAAGUAACACAGGAUACUCUAUUCAAGUCAUGUAUUUCUGAAUUGUUGAUAACUGUUUCUGAUCCGAGGCUGUGGUACACAGGGCUACUUUUAUGGCAAAUCUAAUGAGUGUCAGUGAAACAGCUAACAGGAGCAUCUUGAAAUACCUGAGUAGACUGUUAGAUGCUGAGUUGCCCGAGCAUACCCCAGUCUAUGAUGAUUUUCAGACCCCCGUUUGACCACAUAUCAAAAGCACUGUCGAUGUCAUUCCUCUUUAAGAUGACUGCCAUUAGUCCAAUGUUCUUGUUUUAGGGAUGGACAUCACUGCAGGUCAGGGACCAUUCCUGACAGUGAGCAAUGAAUCUGUUCUAUCACGAGGUGAUUUUUGUUUUCUGAAACUCAAAUAGAAAAUGUAUCAAAAUAUAGAAUAUACUAUAAAUGUACAUGCGUUCCUAUUUUUGUGAAGAGGAAAUAUUUCCCAAUGACCUGAGCAGAGUAAA